AGUAACUACAGCAUCUUCCGAAACAACCCCUGCUUCAACAUCUGCCUCUGAAACUACAGCACAAGUAACUACAGCAUCUUCAGAAACAACACAUGCUCCAGCUUCUGCCACUGUAACUACGGCACAAGUAACUACAGCAUCUUCAGAGACAACCUCUGUUUUAACAUCUACUGCUGAAACUACAGUACAAGUAACUACAGUAUCUCCAGAGACAACCCCUGCUUCAACAUCUGCUGCUGAAACUACAGCUCAAGUAACUACAGUAUCUCCAGAGACAACCCCUGCUUCAACAUCUGCUGCUGAAACUACAGCUCAAGUAACUACAGUAUCUUCAGAGACAACCUCUGCUUCAACAUCUGCUGCUGUAACUAAAUCACAAGUAGCUACAGCAUCUUCAGAGACAAGUCCUUAUUUAGUCAGUACUACACCAACAACAACACUUCCAUUCAUGUUUACAAAUGGUCCCACAACAGGUACCGUUGUCCCAAAAACUGCUUCAAUAUCAAAUUUUACAUCAACACCUACUCAGCUUACCACAAUGGUACUUACCACAGCAUCUCCUGCACACGGAGACACAGGGUCUGAAACUACAGUGCAAGUAGCUACAACAACUUCUUCAGAGACAACCCCUUCUUCAAUAUCUCCUACUUCAGUCCGUACUACUGUGACAUCAACAAAUUCACCACUGGCCACAGAAGGGGUCAUAACAGCAUCUACAACAGUUUCUACAACCAGAGUCCUGGAGACCUCUCUAACAGCUUUCACCACAGUAUCUGGUGCUGCAGUGGUUUCUGCCAGGCUGGUGUUCAAUUCCUCCUCUACCGUCCCCAGUGAGAGUUCGGUCCUCAAUGCUACCACAACUCUGCUCAACUCUCGACUCUCAAACCUCAACCAUUCUACUAACGUGCUGAACAUCAGCUAUCAGAAAAUUUCAGACUCCUCCUAUGCAGUCAUCUUCACAUUCAGCCUCAGUAAUAUCAGCAUGCCAGAGAGCGCUGACCUCAGGAACAGCACCUACACCCAAGUGCAGAACUCCAUCAACACAGCGCUGAACACACUGCUAAAUCAACCUGGUGCAGAUCUUUUUGAAUCCCAGAGCUCAGUCUUCACAAGCUCAGCCAAUCAGAUUGAAGGCAACAUGGAGUACCUCUUCCAAGAUGGAGACACCAAAGUACCCAUCAGCUUCUUCAAUGAGCUCAAGACACAGAUUGCUUCAACAACAACGGUUUCUCCAAUGACUACAACCAGUCUGAUGGUGACUUCCACAGCGACGCCUUCCACAAUAUCUGGUGCUGCAGUGGUUUCUGCCAAGCUGGUGUUCAAUUCCUCCUCUACCGUCCCCAGUGAGAGUUCGGUCCUCAAUGCUACCACAACUCUGCUCAACUCUCGACUCUCAAACCUCAACCAUUCUACUAACGUGCUGAACAUCAGCUAUCAGAAAAUUUCAGACUCCUCCUAUGCAGUCAUCUUCACAUUCAGCCUCAGUAAUAUCAGCAUGCCAGAGAGUGCUGACCUCAGGAACAGCACCUACACCCAAGUGCAGAACUCCAUCAACACAGCGCUGAACACACUGCUAAAUCAACCUGGUGCAGAUCUUUUUGAACCCCAGAGCUCAGUCUUCACAAGCUCAGCAAAUCAGAUUGAAGGCAACAUGGAGUACUUCUUCCAAGAUGGAGACACCAAAGUACCCAUCAGCUUCUUCAAUGAGCUCAAGACACAGAUUGCUUCAACAACAACGGUUUCUCCAAUUACUACAACCAGUCUGAUGUUGACUUCCACAGCGACGCCUUCCACAAUAUCUGGUGCUGCAGUGGUUUCUGCCAGGCUGGUGUUCAAUUCCUCCUCUACCGUCCCCAGUGAGAGUUCGGUCCUCAAUGCUACCACAACUCUGCUCAACUCUCGACUCUCAAACCUCAACCAUUCUACUAACGUGCUGAACAUCAGCUAUCAGAAAAUUUCAGACACGUCCUAUGCAGUCAUCUUCACAUUCAGCUUCAGUAAUAUCAGCAUGCCAGAGAGCGCUGACCUCAGGAACAGCACCUACACCCAAGUGCAGAACUCCAUCAACACAGCGUUGAACACACUGCUAAAUCAACCUGGUGCAGAUCUUUUUGAACCCCAGAGCUCAGUCUUCACAAGCUCAGCCAAUCAGAUUGAAGGCAACAUGGAGUACCUCUUCCAAGAUGGAGACACCAAAGUACCCAUCAGCUUCUUCAAUGAGCUCAAGACACAGAUUGCUUCAACAACAACGGUUUCUCCAAUUACUACAACCAGUCUGAUGGUGACUUCCACAGCGACGCCUUCCACAAUAUCUGGUGCUGCAGUGGUUUCUGCCAGGCUGGUGUUCAAUUCCUCCUCUACCGUCCCCAGUGAGAGUUCGGUCCUCAAUGCUACCACAACUCUGCUCAACUCUCGACUCUCAAACCUCAACCAUUCUACUAACGUGCUGAACAUCAGCUAUCAGAAAAUUUCAGACACCUCCUAUGCAGUCAUCUUCACAUUCAGCCUCAGUAAAAUCAGCAUGCCAGAGAGCGCUGACCUCAGGAACAGCACCUACACCCAAGUGCAGAACUCCAUCAACACAGCGCUGAACACUCUGCUAAAUCAACCUGAUGCAGAUCUUUUUGAAUCCCAGAGCUCAGUCUUCACAAGCUCAGCAAAUCAGAUUGAAGGCAACAUGGAGUACCUCUUCCAAGAUGGAGACACCAAAGUACCCAUCAGCUUCUUCAAUGAGCUCAAGACACAGAUUGCUUCAACAACAACGGUUCUUCCAACUACACAGAGCACAACUACAACUACAUCUACAACUACACAGAGCACAACUACAACUACAUCUACAACUACACAGAGCACAUCAGCUCCAUCUGUAAUGGGCAGCAUAUUGAUUUAUAUUAGACUGGUCUUCAAAAACGUGACCAUUCUUCCCAACGAGGCGGACAUCCUUAACGCUGCCAAUUCCCUCCUGAACUCCAGCGUACGACUGAACCGAGUAACCCGAGCCGUAAAACUGGCCGAACCAGUGAGCAUCCAGAACGUCACCUUUCAGAAAACGAGCAUCAACUCCUACAGAAUUAGCUUUGGAUUUAAAAUCAGCAACGUGAGCAUCUAUAAGGACAUUCAGCUGCAGAGUGGAACAUACGAUGUGAUCCAAAGCACUAUUAACGGCCUGCUGAACACAAUUCUGAAUGACCCAAGCGCUCCUCCAUUUGUCUUUCAACGAGCAAACUUCACGCUUAAUGAUACAGUGAUUCAGGCUGAUGCAGAAUACGUCUUUGUGGAGGGAGACAUCAAAACACCAAGCAAGUUUCUGACUGAAAUACUGAAAGUUAGCGGCUUAGGUUCAGGAGCGUUCCCAGGAUGGGCGCUGGCCAUCAUCAUCCCCUGCGGGAUCGCCAUCAUCCUCGUCCCCUGCUGGAUUCUACUCUGUAUUUUGCUGAGUGGUUGUUGUGGGGCUGUUAGAAGACGCUGGCGAAGACGACGGUCGUACAACGUUCAGUACACAGUUAGCAACGGCCUCUUCUAAUCAAUAACAUCCGAUUACACCUCUCUUAAUCCUGUUAUCAGACUGAACACAGCUCCACCUAUCUGAACAUGUCUAAUCUAAACUCUCCGGUGUAAUAUGGUAAAUAUGGUUAAAAAUGUGUUCCUGCAGAAUAUCUCUUUAAUCUCUUUUAUAAUCUCUAUAUUUACUAUAGUAAGUAUUAUGUCUGUAUAGCUGGAUUUAUACAGAGUAUAUAGGACACUUUUUUGGAAGAAGAAUAGAAUGUGAUUAAUAUAGACAAUCAUUAUUUCUAAUUUAUUUUAUUAGUUAAGUUAUUUUCCUGAAUCAGUAUUUCAUGGUAAUUUAUUAUACAGUAUUUAAUCAGAAUUGUACCACACACUUCAUUUCUGAAAAAGAGAAAUGUUGUAUGUUAAUGUUAUAUUUAGAACACUUUUUUAUUUAUUAAUAUGUGCACCUUAUAUAUGAUAACAAGCUACUAUAAUUACACAUAUACUCAAUGUUCUGAUUUUUCUGUUGUCAAUAAAAUAUACCCCCAAAACACUUCUGUUUAUAUUAUUAAAACUAUUAUUUUAUCAGUAUUUGUAGCGUUUUUCCAUUUUUCCAUUGCAUAUUUUUUUUAAAAAACACUCAACUUUUACACAGUACAACAUGGGCGAGUUCAUCCUCUGUAGAAGAGGAGGGGUGUUAAGAACCUAAAAGAAAGAUAUUAUGUGCAUUAUUAAUUGUGUUUGUACAGGUGAUGUUCUAAUGUGGAUUUCUAGAACAUUUAGAAGUUGUUUGGUUUUACCUUUGCCCAUGUUUAUUUUUGAGUAUCCUUUUUUGUGUGUAUAUUCCAAUUGUAACUUACCUGUUAUCAGACAUGGUAGAUUCAGGGGAGGGGCUAAGAGUAUAUAAACUUUCUGAAACAGAUGUUGGGGAGUUCAGGUGGGAAAGGUAUUUUGCUCUAGCCCUAGAAGGUGGCUGACGCCUAGCUUUACCUUGUGUGGGAAUAUAUUGAUUUUUAUGACUUUGUAGUCAUGCUUAAGCUAAACCUCUGAUGAGAGGCUUUUUGUUUUCGAUUGUUUGUUUAUUUGUUUAUUUAUUUAUUUAUUUUUAAAUGCGCGCUUGUAAAUAUCUCCACUGCUGGUGAAAAAAUAAAUUCCAAACUCAAAGGA
Astyanax mexicanus (Mexican tetra) is the source of this 4656-nucleotide messenger RNA. RefSeq names its product serine-rich adhesin for platelets. Bases 449 to 3523 code for a protein of 1024 amino acids. The record is from RefSeq and is a predicted model, not a curated record. Lineage: Eukaryota; Metazoa; Chordata; Actinopteri; Characiformes; Acestrorhamphidae. The transcript is spliced from 27 exons.